AACGUCCUCGUCUGAGCAGCGACCAGCGGAGCCCUCCUCCUGCCCUGCUCCCAUUUCCUUCGUCCCACUGAUACUCUGAUUCUCUCUCUCUCAAUUCUGAAGUUGAAGCGACAAAAACAAGAUCGUCAUCAAGUCAAAUCAAAAUGUGAGUCAAUUUCCCUCUUAAUUAGACCCUUAAUUGAUUCCAAUUGGGGUUUUCUAACUGCGCUCUUAGUUUCUUCCCCCGCUCCGAUUGAUCAAUUUGACACCCUGCGAGCUCCUCCAGUGUUUUCUGAACUUGAACACCCAUGACUGUAUUAUGAGAGACGUAAGAGACUAAAAUUAUCUAGCAAUGGGAAUGAUCUUCCUAGUCCUGCUGCCUUUUCUGCCCAAAAAUGUGACACACCCAGGAAAAACAAAAUGAAGAACUCAGCAAGAAUAAUUGAUUACUCUGAUCCAUUUGCUAUUAAUACUUUGAUCGAUGGUUUGGAUUGCGGUCAGUUUGGAAGUGUCACUAAAGAGAUUGAAGCCCUUGCUUCCCACAAGAUGGAAGUUCUAAGUCCUUACAUUGCGAAGUAUCCUACGCUGUCAAGUAUGCUCUUUGAUCUGGGAAGAAGUAAAGAGUGUACAGAGGUUAUGAAUCAUCAAGAUUCCCAAUUGGUUCAUAAUCUCAUUGAUUUGGAGGAUGAUUCUGCCAUUGAUGUUCGUUCCAACAAUGUUGAGAAGUCACGAUUGCCUAUUGUAAUUAUUGAUUCUGAUGAGGAAGAAAGCAAAGAUCAGAAGCGUAUACAUCCCUUUCAAGAGGUUGUGCUGGCUAGAUCACCUGGACAAGGUCUCCUGAAGGACAUAGUGGUCUCCCGAGCUUCAAAUGGGAAGGAAGCAACUCCUGUUGCUGAAACUUUUUGUAAGAAAGAGAAAGACAAAGGUGUUUACGUUGGUGUAGAAGAGGACGAGGAUGAGGUCAGUGAACAAGCUAACAGUGAAGAUGAUGGUCUUGGAGAUAUCUGGAACGAUAUGAAAAUGGCAUUAGAAUUUUCCAAGGACAUGGACGCCCCUGUAGAUUCAUCAUCUAAUCAGCAAAGUGAAGAUGCUGUGGACUGUGAUCAUUCUUUUCUCUUGAAGGAUGAUCUUGGUUAUGUCUGCCGCAUUUGUGGGGUAAUUGACAGGGGGAUUGAGACCAUUUUUGAGUUUCAGUAUAACAAGGGUAAGAGGAACACAAGAACAUACAUGUCUGAAUCUCGUAACAAAGAAUCGGGCGAUGUUGUUGGAGUUAAAAUUUCAGAAGACGAUUUGACGGUAACUGAAAUUUCUGUACACCCUAGGCAUAUGAAGCAAAUGAAGCCUCAUCAAGUUGAGGGUUUCAACUUCCUUGUAAGCAACUUGGUGACCGACAAUCCAGGAGGCUGCAUUUUGGCCCACGCUCCUGGAUCUGGAAAAACAUUCAUGAUAAUCAGUUUCAUGCAAAGUUUUUUAGCCAAGUAUCCACAGGCUAGACCAUUGGUUGUGCUUCCGAAAGGAAUCUUGGCUACAUGGAAAAAGGAGUUUCAGAUAUGGCAAGUGGAAGAUAUUCCACUCUAUGAUUUCUAUUCCGUUAAAGCAGAUAAUAGGUCUCAACAGCUGGCAGUACUCAAUCAGUGGGUCGAGCACAAGAGUAUUCUGUUCUUAGGAUACAAACAAUUUUCCACAAUUGUCUGUGACGUUGAAACUAGUGCUCCAGCAACUGCAUGUCAAAAUAUAUUGCUCAAGGUUCCUACAAUUCUUAUUCUAGAUGAGGGGCAUACUCCAAGAAAUGAAAACACCGAUAUUGUGCAAACUCUUGCCAAAGUUAGAACUCCACGAAAAGUAAUUCUUUCAGGAACCCUGUAUCAAAAUAAUGUUAAAGAGGUAUUCAAUAUAGUGAAUCUUGUUCGACCAAAGUUCAUGAGAUCAGAAACUUCUCGACCUAUCAUCAAGCGCAUCAUGUCGAGAGUGGAUAUAUCUGGUGCACGGAAGCAGGUCAAAGCAGGAGUGGAUGCUGCUUUUUACGACUUGGUGGAACACACGCUUCAGAAGGAUACAGAUUUCAGGAGAAAAGUGACUGUCAUCCAUGAUUUACGUGAGAUGACCAGCAAGAUCCUUCACUAUUAUAAAGGAGAUUUCCUGGAUGAGCUCCCUGGACUGGUUGACUUCACUGUGGUGCUAAAUCUCACCUCUAAACAGAAGCAUGAAGCUGAAAAGGUUAAAAAGCAAUAUAACAGGAAGUUCAAAAUAAGUUCUGCUGGUUGUGCUGUCUAUUUGCAUCCAAAAUUAAAUGUUUUCUCUGAAUCUGAGAAUGUUGUCGUGACUGAUGAUAAAAUAGAUGAGGUCAUUGAGAAAUUAGAUGUUAAAGAUGGAGUGAAGGCAAAAUUCUUUCUCAACAUGGUGAAUUUGUGCGCUUCUACCGGGGAAAAGCUGCUGGUUUUCAGUCAAUACCUCCUUCCUUUGAAGUUCAUGGAGAGAUUGGUUGUGCAGAAGAAGGGUUGGAGUCCAGGACGAGAAACCUUUAUGAUAUCUGGUGAAACAACUCCCGAGCAAAGGGAAUGGUCUAUGGAACGUUUCAAUAGCUCGCCGGAUGCUAGAGUCUUCUUUGGCUCCAUUAAGGCUUGUGGGGAGGGCAUAUCUCUGGUAGGGGCAUCACGUGUCCUCAUCUUGGAUAUUCAUCUGAAUCCGUCUGUCACCCGCCAAGCAAUUGGUCGUGCAUUCCGUCCUGGCCAAAAAAAGAAGGUGUUUGCAUAUCGACUGGUAGCUGCCGAUUCACCUGAAGAGGAAGAUCAUGGUGCUUGUUUCAAGAAGGAACUGAUUGCAAAGAUGUGGUUUGAAUGGAACGAGUACUGCGGCUAUCAUGACUUUGAAGUGGAAACUGUUGACGUGAAAGAUUGUGGUGAUGAUUUUCUCGAAACCCCACUUCUAAGUCAAGAUGUCAGAGUAUUGUACAGAAGGUAAACCCGGCUAUAAUACUUGUAUAGAUGAGGCUUAUUCCCUCCUUCUCGGGUCUGCACAACGUAGUGUCAAAAGCAGGUAUUUUUUGAUUGCCGCGCUGACCUUUUCUAGGUCCUUCAUGCAGAAUUGGAUUGUCGAUAUCGACCAAGAGAAGGGAAAGAUUUUUGUGUUAGGCUUGCCUUCGCUAUUACGUGGUUAUUUUGAUGGAAAGAAAUAUUAGAAUCUUCAGGAGUGGAGAGAGCUAGGGAGUAUGUUUGAUAGUUCAUUAGAUUUAAUACUUCCCUUUAGGGUCAGUUUCGAGUUCUGUAACUAUUAGUUAGGAAUUAUCAUUUUGGAUUGCCCUUUCUUUAGGUGGGCCUUCUGUUGUAGGGCUGAGUUUUUUUUUGUAUACCCUUGUACAUGAGUUCUUUUCUCGUUUUUCUUGAUAAAAAGUUCGGUUUCUCAUUUAAAAAAAA
This is a messenger RNA of Momordica charantia (bitter melon), 3392 nucleotides long. The record is from RefSeq and is a predicted model, not a curated record. Lineage: Eukaryota; Viridiplantae; Streptophyta; Magnoliopsida; Cucurbitales; Cucurbitaceae.